Perca fluviatilis (European perch) is the source of this 4258-nucleotide messenger RNA. RefSeq names its product coiled-coil domain containing 102A (gene ccdc102a). Gene Ontology annotation, cellular component: myosin complex. The record is from RefSeq and is a predicted model, not a curated record. Bases 41 to 1891 code for a protein of 616 amino acids. NCBI's taxonomy places the organism in Eukaryota, Metazoa, Chordata, Actinopteri, Perciformes, Percidae. The transcript has 9 exons.
CCACACCCCCCCCUUCAUCCACCAAACCACUGCCUCCAUCAUGAACCACACCCCCAGCCCCCACCUGUCGGACGGCGGUAAGUCGGCCGGAGGCGGCCUGCUGUGCAGCCUGGGCCUGGGGUCCGACAGGGGGAUCCGCUCCCCGGACAGCCUCACCCACACCCCCAGCCCCACCGGAGAAACGCCCAGCUCCAGCCCCCCGCUGCUUCUGUCCCCGGGGCUGGGAGGCUUUGGCCUGGGGUCCCUGGGGGCCAUGGGCGAGGGAGCCGGGGCCGACUGGGAGAGCAGGGAGGAGCUGAGGCUCCGGGAGCUGGAGGAGGCUCGGGCCAGAGCCGCCCAGAUGGAGAAGACCAUGAGGUGGUGGUCGGACUGCACCGCCAACUGGAGAGAGAAGUGGAGCAAGGUCCGCGCCGAGCGUAACCGCGCGCGCGACGAGGUGCGCCAGCUGAGGCAGCGGCUGGACACCCUCACCAAGGAGCUGACCAGCGUUCGGCGCGAGCGGCAGGAACUGGCCUCCGAGAACGAGACGCUGCGGCUGGAGACGCUGCGUCUCCACGGCGGCCAUGCCGCCGUCGACGCUCCCCCUCCGUCGGCCACUUCUCCGUCCUCCUCCUCCUCCCCGGCACACCCUCGCGGUGGUGCUUCCUCCUCCUCCUCUCCAUCCAUACCUCCCUCCUCCCCCGCCUCCUCCGCCUCCUCCUCUCAGGUCCACGCCGACGGGAAGCUGGACGGGGUGGACCGGGUGGGGGAGGGACCCCCGGGGUCUCCAGAGCCAGAGCCGGUGAGGGACGUGGACUUGGACAGACAAAAAAUGGCUCAACAAAAGGACCUGGAGGUGCUGGAGUCGGUCCUGCGUUCCCGGGCCCCGGACGGCGACACGCAGGAGGCCUGGGCAAUCACCUCGCGCUCCUCCUCGGGUCCCAGCCGGCAGGAACGCAGCAGGCAGCUGUGGGAGGACAUUAGCACGGUGGAGGAGGACUCCAGCAGACUCAACGCCCUGCAGCUUCGCCUGGAUGAGUCCCAGAAAGUCCUGCUGAAAGAGCGAGAAGACAAGCUUGCACUGAGUAAGAGCAUCGAGAGGCUGGAGGCUGAACUCACUCAGUGGAAAUGUAAAUAUGAGGAGCUCAGCAAGACCAAACAGGAGGCCCUCAAACAGCUGAACCUGCUGAAGGAAAUGCACCAAGAUGAACUCGGCCGCAUAUCUGAAGACUUGGAGGACGAACUGGGAGCCCGAACCAGUAUGGACAAGAAACUAGCUGAACUACGUACUGAGAUGGAGAGGCUGCAGGUGGAGAACGCUGCGGAGUGGGGGCGCCGGGAGCGCUUGGAGACGGAGAAACUUGCCCUGGAGAGGGACAACAAGAAGCUGCGAGCUCAGGCUGAAGACCUGGAGGAGCAACUGGCCAAGAAGCGCCGGCAGGCGGCCUCGGCACUCGACAUCGACCUCAAGGCCAUCCAGAGCGAGCUGUUUGAGAGAAACAAGGAGCUGGCUGACCUCCGCCAUGUCCACGCUAAGCUGAAGAAGCAGUACCAGGAGAAGACGGCCGAACUGGUCCACGCCAACCGGAGGGUGGAGAGCCACGAGGCCGAAGUCAAAAAGCUGCGACUGAGGGUGGAGGAGCUGAAGAAAGAAUUAGGCCAGGCAGAGGAUGAGUUGGAUGAGUCCCAUAACCAGACCAGGAAGCUGCAGAGGUCUCUGGAUGAGCAGGUGGAGCAGACUGAGAACCUGCAGGUGCAAUUGGAACACUUACAGUCAAGACUGCGGCGGAAGCAGCAGAGUCCUGGUCUGUUUGGGAAAAUGCGAUCAGCUCGAUUCAGUCCUGAAAACCAAGAUGGUCCGACUAGCGACGUGGACGAGGAGGAGGAGGAGCUGCAGCUCCAGAUCCCAUGAGACACACACACACACACACGCACACGCACACACACAGUGAUACAGGACAUACUUUUACACAAACGUAUAGAAGUUGGAUACUGUUGCUCUUGGGGGGAAACUUUGUAUCUCAAGAUAUGGUCACAUUUUGCUACAGAAAGCAGCUGUCAGGCCCAGCUAGUUCUUAAAGUACCAGUCCAACAUUAUGGGAGACAUUUUACCCAGAGUCAGAUCAAAAGGUCAAUAUCACUUUUACCUCUGUUUAUCCACGCGUCCUUGUUGGAUGCAAAUGUUAGCAUCGCUGCUUGCAAUAAUCAAAUUAUCAUCAAAAACAAAUGAACAAAAAAAGCAAAGCAAGCCUUGUCGAACAAAGAGACUGCAAAGAUGCCACACAAUUGUUUAUCUGGACUUUAAACAUGAAAGAGGUAACGUGACAAAUUUUCCACCAAGGAGCAAUCACACACCUACGGUAAUCCUCACAUGGAACACACACACAUUCUCAUACACACUAAGACACACACAUGCUUCGACAUACAGGCGCACAGCAACAGGCUCAGCAGGCGUUUGACAGACAUUAACAGGAUGUCCGGUAGUGUAAUGCUGAAUGAAAGGAUCUUUCUUCAACUUCCACCAAACCACUCUGGCAGAGGCCGACCUGUAUCAUCCUUUCAGUGUACUCCUUCUUACCUCAUAUCAUCACAAGCAUUGCACCUGUCGCAUCUGAACUGUGCUACUGUAUUCAAACAAGCCCCGAGCCCACAUCUACAUCACCAGUAUUAUUUCCUCAUAGCGUGUGCUGUGAACAAAAUGCUUUCCAUGUCCCCCUGAGCUUGCAAAUGUUGAUAUACCACAAGGGAAUGUCAGUCAGAAAUUUCUUCCAAAUAUCGAAGUCUAUGUCCCACGUAUUUCAAGUUCACAACCAAUGCUGGGAGCACACUACACCUAUCCACUUUUCUUCAUAGCAAAUGUGCUUAAUGCUGCCCUACUUGCAAUCUAUCAUUAGCCGAUUUUCAGUUUAAAAGCAUGCAACCUGCUCUUGAGGGCUGUGUUCAGAUUUUGGGCAUGAACGAAGAAUACAAAAGAGGCACAAAAGGCGCAAAUAGGUCUAUGCAUUUUUCUAUACCCAAGACCUGAAUCCGGCUCUUACCUUUCAGACUCGACUCAGAUGAACCCGCGUGCUACUGCCGAAUUUGAGACCUGAACCAGAGGUUUUUGUUAUUUCCUCUCCAAAGACAAAUAGGUAUAUGCUUGUUUUAGAAAGGCUUUUUACACACAUAACAAUGAAUGAAAACAAUAUGCACCACACACACAUAUAUAACAUCUACUAGCCAAUAAGCCAUAGGUUUAGUGGCAGUACACACCUGUAAUGUGAUCUAAUGUUGCACUCUUGUCUGAAGAUGACAACAGAACGUACCGUUGAAUCUCUCCGUAUUGAUCUGCCAACCCCUGCAAUGGUGUGCAUUUUAAAAAAAAAAAAAAAAAAAGAGGGAAAGGGAUGAAGUGUACAUCCUGCAGCAUUUGAGGGAAAUGUAAAGUAGAUGGAGAAAGGAGUAAAAGGCCUGUAACUGUGGGGCACUUGUGUGUGUACUAAGCCUGAUCAUUAUUUUAAUGAUGUAGUGUGUUCCCAGCAUGACUGAGGCUGCUCCUCGACAAUAAACAAAUGUAACAGUACAUAGGUAAUAUGUACGUAAAAAAAAAAAAAAAGCUUAGUAAGAGAAUGUACAACAUCCUUGUUAAACGAAGAGAUUGUGGGAUGUAAUGGAUGGCGUUGUUAGUAAAAAAAAAAAAAAAAAAUCUCUUCUUUUAUUGUUUCUUGUGAAGGAAAAUAUGCAUCUGUGAAUGUCCACUAAAGGGCCUGGUCACAUCAGCAUUUACAUCUGCUUCAUUUCCUGAGAAAGGCCUAUUCAUUCAGUCUGGGUGGAAAACGCCUCCAAAAGCAGCAUUUAGACAUCACUGAAACCCAGGCCAGUAAAUUUCCCGUAGGCUUAAUUAUCCCCGGCGCCUUUAAGACGGCCCAUGUGUUCAACAGUAGGGGGAGUUUUUGGAUAUGCUGCGUGUUGGACUGAAGAGUUUAAUUUAUUUGUACAAAACUUGGUUGGGCUAAAUCUCCCGCCUGUGAAAGAGCUCUAGAGUCUAGCACAGGCGGGGAUGGAUGCAGUUGUGAAAGCAAUAAAACAUUCAUUUAUCUUCCACCGCCGCCCACAGUCGCGCUCUGCCUCGGCCUCAACUCUGAACGCUGGAAGGGGACCAAGAUAUUUUUACCGAUCAGGAUUCUGAACUAUUUAUGUUGUCGUUGUUAUGGUUUAGUUUUUAUAAAUGAUCUGUACCACGGUGGUUUUGUAUUAGCUCUAUAAAUGUCAACUGUACAUAUAAAAGAAGCAUGAGUAA